This is a messenger RNA of Canariomyces notabilis, 1266 nucleotides long. RefSeq names its product subtilisin-like protein. The record is from RefSeq and is a predicted model, not a curated record. Gene Ontology annotation, biological process: proteolysis. Gene Ontology annotation, molecular function: serine-type endopeptidase activity. Lineage: Eukaryota; Fungi; Ascomycota; Sordariomycetes; Sordariales; Chaetomiaceae. The coding region runs from base 1 to 1266 and encodes 421 amino acids. The transcript has 3 exons.
AUGGCGGGUCGGCUUCUCAGUUCGCUCGCCUUCGCUCUUUCUGCCCUGGGUGUCUCGGGCCUGCCCCAGUCGGCCAAGUCAGACGGCUUCUAUCUCGGCGUGCCCAUCUCAAAUCCCGACGCCCAGAAUCUUAUCCCGCACAAGUACAUUGUCGUCUACAACAACACGUUCAACGACGAUGAUAUCGUAGCCCACCAAGAAAGCAUCAUCAAGACAAUAUCCACCCGCAACAUCAACAAGCGCAGCCCAUUAACAGGGCAGCUCCUGUCGACCGCCGUCAAGAGCUUCAAGGUUGGCGCGUGGCGGGCCAUGUCCCUGGAGGCCGACGACCUCAUGAUCAACGAGAUUUUCUCGUCCAACGAGGUCGAGUACAUCGAGCAGGACGCCUAUGUCAACCUUAAUGCCAGGGCAAUGCAGGCGCAAGCCCCCAGCGGUCUGGUCCGUCUCAGCCACGCGAGGGCUGGCUCCGGGGCCUACAUCUUUGACGACAGCGCGGGUGAGGGUAUCACGGCGUUUGUGGUGGACACGGGCAUUCGCGUCUCGCACAGCGAGUUUGAGGGUCGUGCGACGUUUGGCGGGAACUUUGUCGACGAUGACGACGACCUGAACGGCCACGGGAGCCACGUUGCCGGAACUAUUGGCGGCAAGACUUUCGGCGUGGCCAAGAAGGUCAACCUGGUCGCUGUCAAGGUCCUGGAUGCCGAUGGCGGCGGCACCAACUCCGGCGUCAUUGCCGGCAUGCAGUUUGUCGCCGACACGGCCGAGCAGAACGGCCUUAGCGGCAAGGCCGUCAUGAACAUGUCCCUGGGCGGCAGCCGCUCGCGCGCAGUCAACUCAGCCAUCAACCGGGUCGAGGCUGCGGGCGUCGUGCCCGUGGUCGCCGCUGGCAACGAGAACCAGGACACGGCCAACACUUCCCCCGGAUCGGCCGAGCGCGCCAUAACUGUCGGCGCCAUCGACCAGACCAACGACCAGCGGGCGUCCUUCUCCAACUUUGGCGAGCUCGUCGACGUCUUCGCCCCCGGCGUCCGGGUCCUCAGCGUCGGCAUCCGCAACGACAACGACACUGACACCCUGAGCGGCACCAGCAUGGCUUCCCCCCACGUCGCCGGCCUGGCCGCCUACCUCAUGGCCCUCGAGGGCAUUAGCGGCGUGCAAGACGUCGCCAACCGCAUCAAGGAACUCGCCUCGCUGACGGGCGCCGAGGUGCGCAACAACGUCGCCGGCACCACCAGCCUGAUUGCCAACAACGGCAACCGGACCUAA